AUGUCGGCCCUCGUCAGCAUGAGCUCGAACACGACCGAGGCGACCUGCGACAAGAAGCUCGAGGAGGGCGUCGGCCGCACCGUCGCCGCGACCGACUCGCCGCUCGCGGCCAUCUCGGAGGAGGACGGCGACGAGGGCGCCAAACUCGCUGGAGACGUCGCAGUCGAGUAUACUGAGGAGGAGGAGAAGGCAGUGCGGCGCAAGGUCUUCAUUCGUAUCGUACCUCUGCUGGCGGCCGUCUACUUCUCGCAGUUCCUCGACAAGGGCUCGGUCAACUACUCGGCCGUCAUGGGCCUCCCGUUGGCGUCGAAAGGCGUCGAGUGGAAUCUGUCCGUGAUGGCGUUCUAUAUCGGCUUCGUCAUCUUCGAGAUCCCUCAAGCUCUACUCGCUCAACGGUUACCGAUGGCCAAGUGGCUGGGCUUCAACAUCUGCAUUUGGUCAGGCGCCCUGUGGCUCCAUUCGGCGACGUCGCUCUUCGCGCCCUUCUUUGUGUUCCGAAUCGUCCUCGGCGCCGCAGAAUCCGUCGUCAGCCCAGUCCUUAUCGCCAACGUCGCGGCGUGGUUCAAGAAGGACGAGCAGGCGACCGUCGUCGGCCUGUUUUAUGCCAUGAACGGAGUGGCUACCGUUGUUGGAGGCGCUCUCAGCUACGGCCUGAACGAGUAUGAGGGUUCGGUGGCCAGGUGGCGCCUCAUCUACUUCGUCCUCGGGGCCAUGGCCACGGUCGUCGGCGUCGCCGUCCUCAUUUUCCUCCCCGACUCUGUCUCCUCGGCCAAGUUCCUCACGCCUCGCGAACGGCAGAUCGCCCUCGAGCGCGUGCGCAGCAACCAGUCGGGCACGAUCUCGCGGCGCUGGAAGAAGGUCCAAGCUCUCGAGGCCUGCCGAGACCCCAAGGUCUGGCUCCUUUGCGCGCUCAUGUUCGUCAUCUCGGUCCCGAACGCCGCCAUCACGUCCUUCACGUCGAUCCUCAUCAAGAGCUUUGGAUACUCGUCGUCCGAGGCGCUCUUGUACAACAUGCCGUCCGGCGCCGUCCAGCUCGUCACCACUCUCACGAUCGCAGUCUGGGCCGACAAGCGGCGCGUGCGCAUGCUCCCUUUCAUCGGCGCCGUCAUCCCCUCAAUCAUCGGCUUCGCGCUCCUCCUCGCCUACUCAAAGUCGGGCAGUACCAAGGAGCACAAGACCGUCCUACUCGUCGGCGUCUUCCUGUCGCAGACCUUCGUCUCCUCCCUCUCCCUCCUCUUCUCGUGGUCGGCGUCCAACAUCGCCGGGUCGUCGAAGCGUUCGGUCGUCAACGGCGCCCUGCUCGUCUCGUUCGCCGGCGGCAACAUCUGCGGCUCUCAAGCUUUCCAGCAGAGCACGGCGCCUCUCUACCUGCCGGGCAAGAUCACCCUCUUUGUCCUCCUCGUUCUCCUCGUCCCCCUCGCGCUCGUCCUGCGGUGGUACACGCUCCGCCUGAACCGCAAAAAGGCCGAGCAGGUCCGUGCGCUCGUCGAGGCGAACGGCUGGACCGACGAGGACCUGCAGCGGGAGAAGGACGCGAUGGCUUUCAAAGACGCGACCGACUCGGAGAACGUGUUCUACGUCUACGUCUGCUGA
This is a messenger RNA of Rhodotorula graminis WP1, 1593 nucleotides long. RefSeq lists its product as uncharacterized. Lineage: Eukaryota; Fungi; Basidiomycota; Microbotryomycetes; Sporidiobolales; Sporidiobolaceae. Gene Ontology annotation, biological process: transmembrane transport. The transcript is spliced from 9 exons. Gene Ontology annotation, cellular component: membrane. Gene Ontology annotation, molecular function: transmembrane transporter activity. Bases 1 to 1593 code for a protein of 530 amino acids. The record is from RefSeq and is a predicted model, not a curated record.